AUGGAGGCCACUCAAGAGUCGACUCAACCGUACGCAGAUCCCCGGCGUAUAGGUCACAACAAUUCUGGUCUUCAUGAACAGGAUGUCUCCGACAUAAUUUGCAUUCUGCACCCAAACUCGAGGGCGGCUCACGAUGCCGUUGCAGCCACGGCCGAUAUCGCGCCCCAGCACAUCUUGCAGAGAGAUGAACUCGAAUACGAAACCUCGGACAUAGCGGCUCGUGAUAUUGCACUUAGGCUAUCGUCGUCAGUUCGAGACCCGGCUUCGGGAUUCUGUUUCGGUCGGAACGCCAACCGUUGCGAUAUCGUCCUCUCUGCAGAUGACAGUGCCAAACGGAUCUCGAAUGUUCACUUCCGCAUCUAUCUGACCGAUGAUGGCAUCAUUAUGCUUCAAGAUACCUCGACAAACGGGACGGUGGUGGAUAGCUGUCGGCUUCGGAAAAAUCAGAAGGACUGCAGUCGGAUGCUGACCAGCGGGUCGGUAAUCCAAGUGGUCAUGGGCACUCAAUCUGCCGAUGAGGUCAAAUUCGUCGUCCGGAUCCCACCUCGCGAUGGGCAUACCGUGCAGUACACGGAGAACCUGAUCAAAUAUCUUCAGCGGGCUCAAAAACACCGCACAGAUCUCAGGCGGCCCAAGAUGCGUGGUUUGCCCACGCAACCCACCUUAUCCUGGACUGUUGGCAACCCAUAUGGAAUGCACUGGACAGGAGGGUCUUUGUACAACGUCACUGGCCAGAUAGGUAAAGGUGCAUUUGCAACUGUCUACAAACUCGCGACCAAGCAGCACGGAAUCGUGUAUGCGGCAAAGGAACUCGACAAGCGGCGCUUCAUGAAGAAUGGAGUCCUAGAUCAGAAGGUGGAUAACGAAAUGAAGAUCAUGAAGGAUCUGAGACAUCCUAAUAUCGUUCAGUAUGAGGGUCACCACGAGCACGACCGCUGGAUCUACAUCAUCAUGGAGUACGUGGCUGGCGGAGAACUCUCCACUUAUCUCCAGAUGCAUGGCAAAAUCCCCGAAGACAUGGUCAAGAGUAUUGCACGGCAGAUAUUGCAUGCGCUACAAUAUCUCCACAGACGCAAGAUCACCCACCGUGAUAUCAAACCUGACAAUAUUCUCAUUGCGUCUUUGGAUCCGUUGAAGGUAAAGCUCUCUGAUUUUGGGCUCUCCAAGGUUGCGCAGGAAGAAACGUUCUUGAAAACCUUCUGUGGGACUCUACUGUACUGUGCUCCCGAGGUCUAUCCAGAAUAUGAAACCUAUCGACGAGGCGAGGUGCGAAAGAGACGGCGUGUGGGCGAUCCUCCGCCAAAAACCUCCCCAUAUGACCAGUCCGUAGAUAUGUGGUCCCUUGGAGCAGUGCUCUAUCACAUCCUCUGUGGAGCACCUCCCUAUAUUGGGCGUGCGGAUGACAGAGGUGCACAGAUGUUGAGAACAAUCAUGACUACUGAGGCCGACUUGGACUUGCUUCGCAGAGAAGGGAUCUCAGAGGAAGGCGUUGACUUUGUUGCGAAGCUCUUGAACCGUGAUCCACAGCUACGGCCAAAGGAGAGUGAAUGCUUCAAGCAUCCAUGGAUUGCGAAUGUCCCUGAUGUGGAUGAAUACCCGGACGAUGAAGGCCUGGAGGAUGACUUCAAGGAGUUGCCUGUGAUAGGGGAGGCUGAGGAAGAACUAGACGCGUCCCAGCUCUCACUCUAUGACAAGGGUGACGCGGAGGAGCAACACAACACUCCGGAAGAACAACAUGCGAAGAGACAACGUGUGGAUGAGGAAGUACCCGUGCAAAUCCAUUACCCCUCUCUCCCGCACAUAGAGAGCUUCGAAGAAUCCGAAUUACAUGCUCAACAAACAACGAGUCGCCUAUUCGGUGAGAUAACAGGAUCUGUCGCACGCAGCCCUGGUGCCCCAGAAUUCUCCAAUCUAAACGAGCUCGAGGGCGACGAUUUCAGCAUUGUCGACUUCAUGUCAUCAAGUGAUGAGUCGAGGAGCGACCACCAAAGCCUAGCUUCAGAAGUGUCUCUUCCCAUGCCGAAGUUUGGUGGCUCUGCUGCUAGUCUCUUGGGAACUGAGGCCCUUGUUGGACAACUCAAGGUGGAGUCAGAAGUCGGCUUCGAUAGGGGCUCCGCAACACCGAAUGCCCUCGCCUCCGCCAGAUCUCGCAGUCCUGUUACCAGAGCACUGACACCGGUCAAUGUAGGUGCUUCAGAGUCCAACAAGCAGGAAGAGAAUGCGCACGAAACCACACCGAAGGCCGUCCCGUUCAGCCGCCGGAUCGUAUUACCGCUACCUGAGACAUCCAGCGAGCAUUCGAAAGGAGGGAAGUCCAGGGACCAGCGUGUUUAUUCUGGCAGGCACAUUAAGGAUGAGUUGGAUGACGAACUCGCUAUCACAAUUGACGCAAAAACUGGCAAGGAGGUUCUCUCUGAGUUGCCCGCCACCACUACGGGUUCCGAACGCUCAAGCUUGGAAGACCCCUACGGCUCGCGUGCGCUAUCCCCCACAAAUUUUGUCAAACCUGGUCCUCUGCUCGGUAAACUCACCAGCGUUGAGGGCUCUAUCUUCGACCUGACCAUCCGACUGCAAGAUCGGAUGACCUCAUGGGGUCGGGGCCCGCAGGCGACCAUCUGCUAUCCGGAUCCCAUGGAUACACGAAUCCCAGCGUAUGCGCUAGAGAUCACCUUCUGGGCUCCUGCUAUCGAGAAGCGUAUCCAGGCCGGAGAGGACUGGAUGUCAGUUCCCAAUGUGAUGGCUGUUCUGUCGACGAAGACCCGCAAGUGUAUCUGGGUCAAUGAUGUCGAAUUGCGGCGAGGCCCCGAGAGCGAUAGCGGCCACGAAGGCUUCAACUUUGGUAAACUGUAUACAGGCGACAUCAUUACCGUUUACAAGCACCAUGAUCGGUACCUCAAGUUCCGGUGCGAAUUCUACCACGGAGACAGUGCACGUUCCCGGCCGGAAAACGAGCAGGGUUUCAUCAUCCGGAAGGUGUUGACACCCCGGGGAGCAAAUCAACUGCCUCGGCAGAACACAGACAAGAAGAAAGCCAAAGAGUGA
Paecilomyces variotii is the source of this 3042-nucleotide messenger RNA. Its product is annotated as protein kinase. NCBI's taxonomy places the organism in Eukaryota, Fungi, Ascomycota, Eurotiomycetes, Eurotiales, Thermoascaceae. Gene Ontology annotation, cellular component: cytoplasm. The record is from RefSeq and is a predicted model, not a curated record. Gene Ontology annotation, biological process: peptidyl-serine phosphorylation; autophagy. Gene Ontology annotation, molecular function: ATP binding; protein binding; protein serine/threonine kinase activity. Bases 1 to 3042 code for a protein of 1013 amino acids. The transcript has 3 exons.